AUGCAAAAAAUAUACGCUGAUUUAAUUAAAGAAAAAGUAAGAGGUGGAACAAUUGUGUCAACUGGUGUAGUUGGAUUGACCACCUUUGGUUUAAGUGUUAUGUUCCGGUUCAUAUUUAUGGAAAAUGGCGUUAAAAUGAUAGAUGUGCCUGGAAUUCUUGAAAAACUCAAUCAUAUAAUGAAGAAGCGCAGAUCAUCAACAACAUCAUCUUCGUAUGGCUUAACUGCUGUUACCUGUCAAAAUACUAUCGAUUAA
Molecule: messenger RNA, 255 nt
Organism: Funneliformis mosseae
Lineage: Eukaryota; Fungi; Glomeromycota; Glomeromycetes; Glomerales; Glomeraceae
Source: the annotation of a GenBank genome assembly